AUGUCCGGGCCACCCAAAGACCAUUUGUUGAAUUCUAUAGGCGAGGAGACAUCUGGCACGGAGGCAGGGAGAGAUACACACUCAGACUUUGAGAGAAAGCCUUCAAAACUGACUACGAAAUUGACUGGAGAUGGUGUCCCCAUCCAUGUCAGCACAGAAAGUGAAGGAGCAGACCCAGAAAGUUCAAGUAAAACCAAUGAUUUUCACACCAGGGAGGACUUUGACCAUUUCGUCAGCAGUGAGGAAAGCCGGUUCCACCACCACUUAGAGGAAGGAGAGACAGAGAAGGAAGAUGAACAACAGUUUCAGGUAUGUGUACAGUACAGUGAAAACAAUAGUGAGGAUGAGGAUCAGGUCCUAGAGAAGUGGAUGAAUUCAGAGACAUCUGCCCUCCCACGACCUCACUGGCAAGUCCUUCCUGCACUUCGGGAGCGGCAGCUGGGUUCAAGUUCUCAUUUUAUACAUGAAGCAUGUGGAUCAGAAAUCUUUGUGCAGCGUUUCAGCUUACAGUAUUGUCUUGAAGGCCAUUUAGGUUGUAUGAACACUGUACAUUUUAAUCAGCGUGGCACCUUGUUGGCCAGUGGUAGUGAUGACUUGAGGGUGAUAGUGUGGGACUGGAUAGGGAAGCGGCCAGUACUGGACUUUGAGAGUGGCCACAAAAAUAAUGUCUUCCAGGCUAAGUUUUUUCCUAAUUGUGGUGAUUCCAUCCUGGCCAUGUGUUCCCGUGAUGGCCAGGUAGCUGAACUAUCUGCUCCAGUAUGUGGGAAGAAUACUAAGUGUGGCCAACAUAAGGGAGCUUCUCACAAGUUGGCUCUGGAGCCAGACUCCCCAUGUAAGUUCCUAACUUCAGGUGAAGAUGCUGUUGUUUAUACCAUUGAUCUCAGACAAGGGCAGCCAGCUUCAAAAAUGGUGGUAACAAAAGAGAAAGAGUAGAAAGUGGGACUAUAUACAAUCCAUGUGAAUCCUAGCAAUACCUAUCAGUUUGCAGUGGGUGGACGAGAUCAGUUUGUGAGGAUUUAUGACCAGAGAAAAAUUGAUGAGAAUGAGAACAAUGGCAUACUCAAGAAGUUCUGUCCUCAUCACCUGAUCAACUGUGAUACCAAAAUAAAUAUCACCAGUCUUGUGUACAGUCAUGAAGGCACAGAGCUCCUAGUGAGUUACAGCGGUGAAGAUAUUUACCUCUUCAACUCCUCUGACAGUGAUGGAGCUCAAUAUGUUAAGAGAUAUAAGGGCCACAGAAAUGAUGCCACAGUGAAAGGUGUGAAUUUCUAUGGCCCCAGAAGUGAGUUUGUGAUGAGUGAUAGGGAUUGUGGGCAUAUCUUUCUCUGGGAGAAAGCAUCUUGCCAGAUCAUUCAGUUCAUGGUGGGAGACAAGGGCGGUACAGUGAAGUGUCUUGAAGCCCAUCCUCACCUAUCUGUAAUGGCAACUAGUGGCCUGGACCUUGAUGCUAAGAUCUGGGCACCCACAACCACAGUUUCCACUGAGCUUACCAGGUUAAAGGAUGUGCUUAAGCAGAACAAGCAGAAAAGAGAUAACUUGCACCACCAUGACCUGUUUGAUAGUCACACGCUUUGGUUCCUCACGAGUCACCUGACACAGAGAAAUUAUUACCAGCACUGGGGAAGUCCUGGCUUUCAAGGCAUGGAUGCAUACUUCCUUGAGUCUACCAGCACCUCAGAUGCUUCUGAGGAAGAAAGCCAAGAUCGAGUGCAGUGCUGUCCAUCCUGA
Sciurus carolinensis (gray squirrel) is the source of this 1728-nucleotide messenger RNA. Its product is annotated as DDB1- and CUL4-associated factor 8-like. Lineage: Eukaryota; Metazoa; Chordata; Mammalia; Rodentia; Sciuridae. The record is from RefSeq and is a predicted model, not a curated record. Gene Ontology annotation, molecular function: protein binding. Gene Ontology annotation, cellular component: Cul4-RING E3 ubiquitin ligase complex; cytoplasm.